AGAUUUUCAUUGGAACUCGAGUUAACUUUCAAUUUGAUUUCGUGUACAAUUUUGAUCUGUGAGAUCUGACUCCUCUUUAACCUUGGUCAUUUCUUUGAUUGACUCAUGAUUCUAGUUUCUUGCGGUAAUUGAGUUUUCAUUGUGAUGGGUUGAUGUUGCUUCUUCUUCUUCUACUUCUCCACGAUACUGUCUUUUUCCCUUGUUCGUAUCGCUAACUUAUUUCAAUGUUGAGAAUACAUACACGUCUCUGUUUUCUGACUUUUCUCUUCAAUUGCAUAUAUUGAUUGCCAUGUAAUAAUGAUAUUUAGCUUCGGUACGAGCUCACCUGAGGAAUCUGUUUUAUAUUUAGUUAGCAUUCUUCCUUUUAGUAGACAUAUGGCUUCAAAGAUUACUGCUGGAAAGCCGGAUGAUUCUGAGUAUGAAAUCAUUGAAGGCGAAUCUGAGAGCGCUUUAGCAGCCGGGACAAGCCCUUGGAUGAAUUCUGCAACCUUGAAGCUUAGGCAUCGAAUUGGAAGAGGUCCCUUUGGUGAUGUUUGGCUGGCUACUCAUCACCAGUCAACCGAGGACUAUGAGGAGCAUCAUGAAGUGGCGAUCAAAAUGCUUCAUCCUAUCAAGGAGGAUCAAAGAAGGAUUGUGGUAGAUAAGUUUGAGGAUUUGUUUUCCAAGUGUCAAGGGAUAGAGAAUGUCUGUCUGCUCCGAGGAGUAUCUAGUAUCAGUGGAAGGAUAUGCAUCAUCAUGAAAUUCUACGAGGGCUGUGUUGGUGACAAGAUGGCUCGGCUUAAAGGAGGAAAGCUUUCACUGCCUGAUGUAUUGAGAUACGGGGUUGAUCUGGUUACAGGGAUCCUGGAGUUGCACUCAAAAGGGUUUCUGAUUCUCAAUCUUAAGCCCUCUAACUUUCUUCUCAGUGAUAACGACAAGGCCAUCCUCGGUGAUGUUGGAAUCCCGUAUCUUCUUCUUAGUAUCCCCUUGCCAAGUUCUGAUAUGACAAUGAGACAUGGAACUCCAAACUAUAUGGCCCCAGAACAAUGGCAACCGGAAGUAAGAGGUCCCAUGUCCUUUGAGACUGAUUCUUGGGGAUUUGGAUGCAGUAUUGUGGAAAUGCUGACUGGUGUACAACCUUGGUGUGGGAGAUCCGUCGAUGAAAUAUACGACUUAGUGGUGAAAAAGCAAGAAAAGCUUAAUAUCCCCAGUGGCAUACCGCCUCCGCUCGAGAACCUACUUCGGGGCUGUUUUAUGUAUGAUCUUCGCAGCCGACCAUCGAUGACUGACAUCUUACACGUCUUGAAGAGCUUGCAGAACUCGGAGGAGGAAGAGGUCUGGAGAGGCAUUGAUAGUAGUAGAGAAAUCAGGAAGAGCUCGGCUACUCUCGGUUAUACAGAAUGGUUUCUGUCAAAGGAUCAUCUGCAAGUGGGAGACACGGUGCGUUCAAGAAAGCCUGCCAAUUCGGGUAAGCACGAGGACAUGGAUGUGCCAGAAGGAAUGGUGGUUGGUUUAGAACGCGACACCGACCCAGAUGAAUAUGCGCUGGUUAAAGUCCAUGGUGUUCAUGAUCCGUUAAGGGUUCAUGUCUCUGUUCUUGAACGGGUAACUAACGGCUUAGCUUCUGGAGAUUGGGUACGUCUGAAGGACGGAGAAGACAAGAGGCACUCUCCGGUUGGUAUUCUCCAUUCAAUCGACCGUGAUGGAAAUGUAGCUGUUGGGUUUAUAGGACUGCCAAUACUCUGGAAAGGAACUGCAUCUCAGCUUCAGAUGGCUAAAGCAUACAGUGUGGGUCAGUUUGUGAAGCUCAAAGCCAAUGUUGUUAUCCCGAGAUUCAAAUGGAUGCGUAAAAGUAGAGGAAUUUGGGCAACUGGCAGGAUCUCUCGGGUUUUACCAAACGGUUGCCUCGAGGUGAAUUUCCCUGGAGUGUUACCUUUCGGAGAGGAACGUGCAAGUUGUCUUGCAGAUCCAUCUGAAGUAGAGAUUGUGAAUUUCAAUACUUGUCAAGGAGUUGUGAAAAAAUAUCAGCAUCUGGAGGAUUUUCACUGGGCUGUGAGACCUUUGCUGAUUGCCAUGGGUCUAUUGACAGCAAUGAAGUUAGGAUUCUUCGUUGGAAACAAAAUAGGAAGAUCAAAGGAUGUGAAACAACGCGAAGGCACGAGUGGACAAGGAGAUUGUCAGAUUGUGGAUGGUCAGGACUCUGGCAAAUCUAAAUGGCUUGUGUUCAGUGUUUAAGGCCGUGAUUAGGUGUGUCAAACCUGGUCAGGUGUGGUCUUUGUUUCACACUGUUCUAGUAAUGGGAUACAUGUUUCAUGAUAGUACAUGUACAUAAUAACUUCCUUUUUCCCUCUUUGAACUUUGUGAAAUACUUUCUCGUCCUAUAUAUAUGAUGGGAUUAAGCAUAUACCAUCAUCUUUUAACCAAA
This is a messenger RNA of Eutrema salsugineum, 2404 nucleotides long. RefSeq names its product E3 ubiquitin-protein ligase KEG. The transcript has 5 exons. Lineage: Eukaryota; Viridiplantae; Streptophyta; Magnoliopsida; Brassicales; Brassicaceae. The record is from RefSeq and is a predicted model, not a curated record. The coding region runs from base 298 to 2214 and encodes 638 amino acids. Gene Ontology annotation, biological process: protein phosphorylation. Gene Ontology annotation, molecular function: ATP binding; protein kinase activity.